AAUGUUCCGGAAGAUGUUACCCUCCUUGUAAGCAAAGGAAAUUGAAACUUAUGCUACUAAACGUAAUCGAUUGUAAUGUUUAUACACAUAGCACAACAUGGGAUCGGGUCAGUAUCGAUUAUCCUCCAAAAUCAUUUGUGUACUGUGUCAGAAUUCAGACGAAAACGAAAUCACCGGCGCUCUUUCAUCUAAAGAGAACAUUUCAGCACACCAAAACUGUUUGUUGUAUGCAUCAGGGAUCUACUGCAAGAACUCGCCCACCUAUGACGACCUGUUUGGAUUUGCUGUAGAUGAUGUAAAGAAAGAGCUAAGGAGAGGAAAGAGAUUACAGCUCAAAAUACCAACAUUGACUCAACAAAUGAAAUGCUCACACUGUGGGAAACCGGGUGCUACAGCAGGAUGUGAUGUAAAGCAUUGUAAGCACUCGUUCCAUUAUCCCUGCGCCAUAGAGGUCCAUGGCAGACCUGUUGAAGACAGAGCUAAAGGCAGUUAUAUAUUGUUCUGUAAAAAGCAUGAUCCACAAACCAAAAGAACAAGUUCAGUAAAUGGGUCCUCAACUUCCAGUCCCAAUCCCCCAAGAUGUGGAUCAGCUGACAUUCAUGGACGAAAGUUUAAAAAAAGUAAAUCCAGUUCAUCUACAGGGUCGUCAGAAGUGGAAUUGCCCAGACCGAAGAAGAGGAAGUCAUCUGUAGUGGUCAUAGAUUCAGAUGAUGAAAAUCAGUCUCGCAUUGACUCCAUGUUUGUUCAAGUCGAGUCAGAUCUAGACGACAGUACACCUCCAAAACAGCACAAUUCAACUCCUGUGGCUGAGAAUACAAGAUUUGUAUUUUCUCACGGCAGGCCCUGUGAAGAACUCAGCACAUCGACAACCACAGAUCCAGUAAAUCGUGCCUCGACAUCUGGUCUGAAUCACACUACAAAUGGUGGAUCAGCAGACAGAUCAGGACAAUUGCAUGGCAGGAGUGAAUUGUAUUUACCAACAAGGUCACCAGAAGUGGAAACACCGAGAAAGAAGAAAGCAAAGUUGACUUGCAAAAAAUUUCUUGCAUACUCAGAUGAUGAAAUUCAAAGCAGCACUGACCCUGUAGUUGUUCUGGAGAAGUGUACGCCUCCAAAACAGCACAAACAGUCAACUCCUGUGCCUGAAAAUACAAGGUCCUGUGAAGAAUUCAAUCCAUCAACCACAGAAGCUGAUGGUGAUGACAUUGACUCAGAUGUGUCUCAGUGUUUAUUACCAUCUGAUACUUACCAUGUCACUGUUCCAUGUACUAUUAUUAUGGAUUCAGGAUCUUCAAUGGAAUCAGAGACUGGUCUAGAACCUAGUUCACCUUCCAUCCCUGCUGCUGUGUGUACCUCACCUGGGUCUGUUGUUGCAUCUAAACAUGGGGAGAUGCCACCCACAAAAAUAACCUCCCUAGAAUCCAAUGCUCCAACCACCAAUCCUCAUGUCUCAGGUUCUGCUGACCCUACACCACACCAGGACCAUUCAAGCGAUGUUCCUUCGUGUCAGCCAGGGUCUCCCAACCAUUCAAGCUCAAUUGCAAGCAUUCCAGCAGCAUUACCUUCUGCAAUACAACCACUCCCGGCAUCUGACAUCACAACUGAUCACCUACCAGAACUUUCCCAUCCGCAAGGGGCGUCUACCCCACCUGAUUGUCUCGCUGCAGCAGAUGCUUGUAGUGUGGAUGCCAUGGCAAGCUCAGAGUCCAGUGCCACCAUAUUCUGGGCUAGAUGUAAUGAGGCUGGAUGCAUUAAAGAAAUCUUCUCUGAUAUUCUGUCUCAGCUGAGCAGCCUGGGUGAAAGAGUACAUACACAAGAAGCCAGCCACAAGGACUACAAUGUUGCGCUGAAAGUACUGGAGGCAUCUGGACGGCUACCAAGGAUUAUUACUCAACUAGAACGAGACUUGGAGAAGCAGGAACAGGAUUUGCAGAGGAAAAAAGCAGCACUGAGGGAUGCCAGAGCUGUACUGGGUGUUCAAAAUCUAAUCUAACAGUAUUCUGCUGCAUUCAUCUUAUUUCAAAGUAGACAUGGCACAAAGUGAGCUAUAUGACACAGUAAGAUAGUGGAUAUAGAUAUAUGCAUUAUCAUAAUGUUACAUCACCUAAUUCAUAUUCAAGAGACAAGGUGAUAAGGUUUAUAAUGUGUUCUCCCCUCCCCACAUUUCUACUAAGUUUUUUUUUAUUUGUCAGAAUUUCAUCAUUUUUAGCUUAGUGACUACAGUUUUUAAAAGGGGAACAGGGACUACAUGCAUUUUUUAAUUGGUAGGACACCAGUUAUCUUAACGCAGUAACAGUUGUCUCUUAUACAGUAUAAGGUUCCACUGUCCAUAUGUUUACAAAACUCUUAACUUUGGGUUUAAGUAGGAUUAACUUUUAAUUGGAUUACCAUUUUGAGACAUAAAUCUCUUGAAAAGGGUUUAUAUACAAAUUUACAUACAUAUAUUGAUAUUUUAUUAUUAUUAUUGUACCUGUAGUUUAUCUUGGGCACAAUGAGUGUUUGAAUAGAAUAAUUCACCCCGAAAUGCAAAUUCUGUUAUCAUUUACCGACAAAAUAUGCACUGAAAGUGAAUGGUGACAGAGACUAAUAUUUUGCCUAACAUGAGGGUGAGUAAAUGAUGACAUAAUUUGCAUUUUGUGGGAACUAUACCUUUAAAGGGGCAUUCAAACGAAUUGGUGUGGGGGAAAAAAUACACCCUCUCGAAAUAUCAAAAUAACCACUAGGUGGCAGCAGACACCUAUGACGAGCAACAGUUUUCAGUGGAUCGCCAAAAAAGCUUAGGCAAUAAAGGCCAAAUGUUCAGUUACUGCACAUUCAUUAAAUAGUAACUCCCACACAUUUUAUCCAAGAUGGAAAAUUUCUCCAGAAUAUGAAUUCUAACUAAAUGAAUCUAUGCUGUUGUCUGCUUAAUAAUAAAUAGAUACACUUGCUUGCUCUCAA
Molecule: messenger RNA, 2940 nt
Organism: Myxocyprinus asiaticus (Chinese sucker)
Lineage: Eukaryota; Metazoa; Chordata; Actinopteri; Cypriniformes; Catostomidae
Exons: 22
Coding region: 98-1993 (631 amino acids)
Cellular component (GO): nucleus
Molecular function (GO): histone deacetylase binding; histone binding
Source: RefSeq, a predicted model, not a curated record